AUGCCUGUCCCGGACGAAUACCACAUCGCCGACGCAGGCAAACAGCCAACAAACGUCCUCCUACUACCGAGUUUCACUGUCAUCGAGCAUGUCACCCCACAGCUAGUCCCAGAUCUGAUUGAGAACUUCAUCAACCGAUCUCUGACAACAACGACGCCACUAGGCGCAAUCCCACCCCCACCAGAGAAACCAGCAGAGGCAAACCAAGACCCCACACAAGCACAAGACCUCCCACACCCGUCCACAACAUCCCUCAAAUCCCACCCCAGCCCGCACGCGGCAGUAAUCCUGCUCUGCUCGCAGCGGACGCGCGACGCGCGUUGUGGGCAAUCAGCGCCCCUGCUUCGACGCGAGUUCGAGCGCCACCUACGCCCGCUUGGUCUGUACCGUGACAUGGACGACCAGCGACCCGGCGGUGUGGGUAUCUACUUCAUCAGCCAUGUUGGUGGACACAAAUACUCUGCCAACGUGAUUGUAUACCGCCGCCGGGACUUCGAGUGGUAUAAGCGCGGUGUUCCUGCGGAAGGCGAGGGGCAGGUCGAGGAUGAGGGUGCUGCGCAGGGGAUCUGGUUAGCGCGUGUGCGGCCGGAGGAGUGUGAAAAUAUCAUUCGAUAUACUGUCUUGCAGGGCAAAGUGCUCAAGCCUGCGCAGCAGUUGCGGGCUGGCUUUGAUCGUGAGCGCGAGCUGACAAGUUGGUAA
Messenger RNA from Penicillium vulpinum, 699 nucleotides. Its product is annotated as sucrase/ferredoxin-like domain-containing protein. Bases 1 to 699 code for a protein of 232 amino acids. Lineage: Eukaryota; Fungi; Ascomycota; Eurotiomycetes; Eurotiales; Aspergillaceae. The record is from RefSeq and is a predicted model, not a curated record. The transcript has a single exon.